This is a messenger RNA of Olea europaea var. sylvestris, 747 nucleotides long. RefSeq lists its product as uncharacterized. Gene Ontology annotation, molecular function: oxidoreductase activity. NCBI's taxonomy places the organism in Eukaryota, Viridiplantae, Streptophyta, Magnoliopsida, Lamiales, Oleaceae. The coding region runs from base 1 to 747 and encodes 248 amino acids. The transcript has a single exon. The record is from RefSeq and is a predicted model, not a curated record.
AUGUCCAUGUUGUCAUCGGCGCCAUCAUCACCACCGGAAUCACUCGCUAGGCCCCAAGAAAAAGAAGAGCUCUUAAGCCAUGUGUUGAAGUACCAUAACCAAACUAAACACUCCUUCACCAACUAUGCCCAUGGCCCCCAUGGUCUUGACUGGGCUAACCAACCCAAUCCCUUCCGCCACUACGUAACCGCCCCGCUCCUGUCCCUUCUCCACCCCGAAAAUGACCAGAAUUGCCCCCCCUAUUUCGUCGUCUUCAAUUCUCUCCCAUCUCUAGAACCUAUUUCUAAAACCACAAUUUCUCAAUUUUUCUACAAUUCCCUGGCUUUAUCUGCGUGGAAAAGUACUGGCUUUUCCACUUGGUCGUUACGUGUAAACCCAAGCAGUGGAAAUCUUCAUCCUACAGAGGCAUAUAUCAUUUCGCCUCCUGUAGAUUCCUUAUCGAAACACGCUUUUGUCGCACACUAUGCGCCAAAAGAGCACGCGUUGGAAUUAAGAGCGCAAAUCCCAUCCGACUUUUUCAAGAGAUUCUUCCCCGAUAAUUCUUUUCUGAUCGGAUUUUCCUCAAUUUUUUGGCGGGAAGCUUGGAAGUACGGCGAAAGGGCCUUUAGGUAUUGUAAUUCAUAUUUUCCGAUGAUUCCCAACUCAGUCUUCAAAAAUAUAUUCGUCGGAUAUGAUGGGGAACAUCCCGAGGAUUUGGAAAAUAUCCUCGACUUCUCUCCUAAUCAUACCAUGACGUCGGGCAUUUGA